Molecule: messenger RNA, 6969 nt
Organism: Rodentolepis nana
Lineage: Eukaryota; Metazoa; Platyhelminthes; Cestoda; Cyclophyllidea; Hymenolepididae
Source: the annotation of a GenBank genome assembly
AUGUCGAGUACUAACGGCAAUGAUCCAUUUAUUGAGAUAUCGCGCAUUUUGCCUCUCCUUCCGUAUGGCGAUCAAUUAGAUGACUAUGCAAAUAUUGCCUCCAACGGAUUGAAGGCGUCUCUAAAGCGACUCCUUUCUUCCAGCACGUACAUGUCGCAUCUUCUUGAAUUUCCGGAUUUAAUUCACAAGUAUAUUGAGCAAUUUGGAAUGCGAUUCACUAAGAAGGAGUUGAUAGAUAUCAUUAAAUUUGGCCUCUCCAUUGCAUUCUGCCCCCAAGUGGACGACGUUAAUUGCAAUAGAUGGAAACAGUGCGUCGCACUUCUAUUGGGUCUUUCACAAAAUUUCAUCAAGAAGGAGGAACUGCAGCUGGAAUGGAAGACUUUCCAAAAUGCUUUCAUGAGAGAUUUAAAUGAGUUUGGCAUUUGCAAUUACACGUAUGAAAUCACCCCUUUGGAUUCAGAAUUGAUCGAUAAAGCAAAUAGGUAUUUUACUUCGUCAUGUGUUCAAGAAAUAUGGGAAUCUGAAAGACCACGAAUCUACACCUCACUCACUACCGAAUCAUUCCAUGGAAUCUUUGACAAUUUGCAGAGGUUUACUCCAAAUCAAUUGAGCCACUUUGAGCAAAUUAAGCAAAUUUGGUUGGGGGAAAUUUUUCAAAUGUGGUAUCAAUAUCCUACUCCCGAACUUCAUGUUGCUGUGGUGAAUCUUCUGGCAAAAUAUUCUCAACACUUUACCGGCCGAUUGGACAUGGAGCCUCAUUUGGAUCGUAUUUUCAAUUUUCUCAUCACGUUCAUUUACGAUAAGAAGACUGACAAAGUUGCAUUGUCGUCUAGUGCUGAACUGAUUAUCAAUUCCAUUGUGCCUACUUCGAUUGUGUUCAGAAUUUUGCGAAGGUUCCUCAAAGUGUGCAAUUUGAAUAUCUGCCGGGACAUGAAAGAGGCUGUAAAGGCGAAUUUUCCAUUUUUUUGCUCCCAACUGAUCUCAUCCUUCUUCAAACGACUCAACUUUGAGUUCACCUGGAUACCGGAAAUGAAGGACCAUAUCGGUGAAGUUGUUGAAUGGGUGAGACUUACAGUGGAGCAAGUGAAUGAGUUUGUGGAAAUUCUCCUGCCAAUCUGUUUUGAAGAUGAGUUCUUCCUUGCUGAUAAGGAUUGCGUCUGUGACGCAAUGCAAACAUUGGCUCUUUUGUGUCCACAAAGAGUCAUCGUACGUGUCAUAAACAGUUUAGAAGAGGCCUCCUUAACAUCUAAAAGUCCAAUUCUACUUAUGAAGUCCGUCAAAUUUCUGGCCAGUUGUUCAAACACAUUUUUUCGUCCAAGCGUCUUUCCUAUUUGGAAUAACUAUAUUGGAUUUCAACCCACUGACCAGCUUCAGAAUUUUCCUCUUGACGAUCAAACUGAAUUUCAUAUAAAGAACCCAAAACAAAGGUUUGCCUGUUUUGGUGCAAUGAUCUUCCCAGAAUUUCGAAUUCUGGUGCCAAAAGUCUUGGCUCUUUGUCUGGAGAUCCUUUGUUGGGAUCAGGAAUAUUACUUUCAUGACUGUGUUCAUAUUCUCUCUCAAAUAUUUAUGACUAUGCCAAUGAAAUACAUUUGGGGAAUAAAUUCGUCAGCGUCAAUUUCGGUAACUGAAGAUCUUAUUCUGCGAAUCUUCCGGUGUAUCUUCAAAUUAAUGGGAACACAAAGCCGGCGUUACCAAGAUUGUAUUGAGACUCCACCACCUAAAAUCAUCCACGAUUUGUCACUUCUAGCUAUCUACAUUGCAAUGUCAGCUAAUUCCAUACCCAGACUUCGCGUUCAUCUAUUCCAUGUCUUUUUAGUAAUUAUUCUACACACUCCCUGGAAUCCAGCUGUAUUCUCGAAAUUUCCUGAUAUCCUCGUUUGGCUUCUUAGUGGGCCUCGUGUUGAUUGCAUUGAUCCCUUCGAAUCCGAUACUGCACUCUACGCCCUCCGAAUAGUCUGGCCACUUUUCCUACGCCUAUAUAGGUCUUUAAAAGCUAGCAAAUCUUUUAGUCAAGAUGGUCAAGUAGAAUUAAGAUUAAUACAUCUACUGAACAUACUGCAAGCCUUCUUUGUCAUUUUCGUGCCUUCGCGCGUGGAGGAAGUGAUGUCGAAUUUCAUCAAUCCAGUGAUUGAUAUUCUGCUAGAUUUAUGCAACGCAUCUUUGGGCUAUGGUGGAAAAUGUUCGCCUUCAGUGGAUCUCGCCAAAUACGCGUCUGAGUGUCUUGGUGUGCUCCUCUACCGUCUUCUCACUAUCUCUGUGGAUUUCGAGGGAGUUGACCUUUAUAAUAGUGCGCAGUGCACGAUAGACCCUUUGUGGACACCAUUUGUUGGUUAUCAAAAGGCCAAAGAUCUAGUCAAUUGGUGCCUGCCUACGAAGAGGACAUUCACCACAGCCAAACGCAUCAUUAACAGGUUCUUAAUAUCACUACUAGAAAAAUUAGCGUGUAUUACGGAUGAAUUGAAUGCCUACGUAGAAGAUAAAAAUCUUAUAAACAUACGUGUUCCACAUAUUACGGUUAGCUCGCAACAAUCAGGCAUUACCAAUCAGCGUUUACAUCUCACUUCUCUAAUAACCUGGAUCUGCAAUAUCUGCAUCAAUAAUUUUGAGAAUCUCAAACCACGAGACAUAAGCCCCGAAAAUGUGGAUUGCGUCAACCAAAUCUGCUCAGAGUUGGAACUGCUGAGAUAUGAGAAUGCUUCUUGCCCCGAAAUUGGUUUAUCUUCCAGUGGAUUUGAACUUGGCUUUGAAUUCUUUGACUUCACUUCACCUAAGGACAAUUUCACACUGAGGGAUCGGAUCUUUCAAUGUGGCCUACGAUUUCUUGACGUCAUGGCUAAACUUUCUAUGAAAUUUGAUAUUCACAUAAGCGAUCCACCUGGUAGAAGUACGAUUGAGAAGGUCAUUGAUCCCCAACAUUUAAGAUUAUUCUUUAAAGUAGUAGUCUAUGCCGGGCUCAAUUAUGCUGAAUACACGAAAAACGAGACGCAUGAAUUCAAUACUCACCCUCAGGUCCCGAUUAAAAACUACUGUUUAGGAUUCCACAGAGACUAUAUUGAACCUGAAGAUGAGUUCCUUGGUAAAAUUGGUCCAUCAAGUGAAUUGCUGGCACAUCUAGCAAGAGGAGAAAACUCCUCUCUAAGACUCGGUGGUGAUGGAGGAAUUUAUGGUGCUUCCUACCUUCCCAUCGUCUGGUUAAUGUGCGCCAGGCGGCAACACUUUGAUUACAUCCGCAGAGCUAUUGGUCUGAAUGCCGCCUGGAAGGCUACUGAAGCUCUUUCACUGUUUGCCAACCCAAGACUUUCUGCCAAUCGGGAGCUCAAUCAACUUGUUGAGACUUCUCUUAGGAUCGCUCUGCAUUGUACCAAUUGGGACAUGGAGGAGUUUGCUAUGGAUAUCCACUAUCUCACCUCCAAUGAAGUUCCUGGGGCGACUACCUCGUUGGCACGUGUGUUUACGGACUUCAUGAAAUCCUGUUUAGAAAGUGAUAUUUUCGUCAAAAGUGGUUCUAAUUAUCGAAACUGCAUUUUCCGCCUUAAACGGGUUGUUCGGAUCAUUUCCUUACUUGUUUCAAAAACACCCUUCUCCUUUGAAUUGUACAAUGAUGACCCUAAACUAUGGUCGCAGAUGUGGGCUGCACUCCUGAAACUCUGUACGCGUUCAAAUUUCACCAAAACAUACCUCAAUAAUAAGGAGCUUCAGGAUAGAUUUAAUGAUCAAAUUGAGUUAUCUCAACUAUACUUAGAAGCGAUGUAUACUCUUGAACUACACCAAUUCACUCUCCAUUUCCAUGCGUCAUACGAACUCGAAGCACACUCAAAGAGCUCACCAUUAAGACAUCUCAUCCUCUCUGCUCAACAGUUGCUCAUAACUCUAGGCGGUUGUAAGGAGACAAUUGUGAAAUUCAGGCCACUUCUCCUAGAGAAGACAGCAAAACUUCGUCGAGAUGCCCAUAGGCACCUCAUUCAAGUAAUCGAUGAAGAGAACAUAAUGAACGACAACUUAGACUCCACUCCAACACGUCUUAUUUUCGAAUUACUGUCACUUAUUUUUCAAGCUGAUCAUUGGAAUACCUACUCCAUUAAUGCCGCAUUUCCAGAUGUAGAAUUAUUUCGCAAGGUGGCUCCUCCACCAUCCAUACCUUCUUUAAUAACCAUCAAAACGGCUCUCAAUCAUCUGUCCUCUGAUAACAAGGAGCUCUCAUUUGCAGCUUGCAAAUUUAUUGUCAAUUUUUUGCUAGACUAUUACUUGAGAGCACGAGAAAGAAAGUAUGUCUGCAUUGAUUGGAGAUCAGUUGAGAUACCGGAGAAGUGUGUAGGCCUUGAAAACGAAUGCCGAUAUGAUUGUCUUGCUUCCAAAAACUUUACCCUCAGGAAUCAUAUCUUGAGUCUGAUUGCUUCUCCCAAUUAUUUUGAACCGUCUUCUGUCUGGAUGGAUCCUUGUGCGUCUGCAGUGUUUCCUACCUUCCUUGGUUCACUCGGGAAUGUAUUACAAGUGGACUCUAGUAAUAAAGAAUGGCUAAAAUUUCGACCUGAAAUCGAUUUAUCCGAAUUAACUCCAAAGGAAAUCUUGAAUUGGCAAAAUGGAAUAAAAGUAAUUGCCGAGUAUUUUACUACACCUACUUCUUGGACCCAAAUCAGCCAAACUCUUCUCAAUUCUUCUAGUUCCACCUCAAAAGAACUCAUUAAAGCACUGAAAAUACUCAUUCAAUUUAUACUUUUGGCUUUUGGACCUUAUCCAUACUUGCAGAGGGUUGAAGAAUUCAUUAUGUCUCUCCUCCAACCUGCUCCAAAGCAAAAUACCAAAACAAGCAUUCAAAAACUUUCCGGGCCGUCUCUUGUAAAUGAGAUUCUCUACCAUGUGGCAAUUGGUUCCAGUACUUGGUCGAGAGAUAUGAAAUUAGAGCUCUAUGGGCGAGUUUUACCUCGACUGAUUUUGAAUGCCGAAUCAGCAUCACAGCAUUCUUCAAUGACUGUUAGUUUUAACACCAAUCCGCCAUCUACACUCGGUCUCAUCAACGAUUCAUCGGCACAAUCAACCAAAUGUGAUGUGGAUACUGCUGCUACGACCGAAUCCAUUUCGAGUUCUCAAGAGGAUACUGAGGAAAGUCCAGAAAAUUGUCGUCUUGCCAAUGCUAUCCGCUUUGGUGAUUGGGAAAAUGAUGAGGCCCAAUGUUCCCAAGAGGAGAAUAUUCCUGAUCAUUGCGAUCACAGUACUCAAACUUGUUCCCCAAUCUCCGAAUUCAUAAGAAAAUUUACCGUUAAAUCCAUUGAAUUUAUCUAUUUGCCCUACAUAUGGAAAUGUUUUAGCAAGCUCGCUUCAAUUGGAAAUGUAGACCUCAUUCCAGAUAUCGGAGAUGCGGAAUGUUGUCAUGGUAUGCCUGGAGGUGAUGGGAUGUGUCCAGUAUGUGUUGGUUGUCGUCUGUUUCCUCGAGUGGAUCAGCGUCGUGAUUUGAAGGAGAAAAUGAUGGUCGAGCUUUUAGCUGUAACGCAUUGGGAUGCUAUUAACCUGAUCAAUCAUUUCACGGACAUGGGGAUGGAGACGUGGGAGAAGAUGGUCUGCAGAAAUGCCUUGAGUUCUCCACAACUAGCCAUGGCAAUGUCCAACGUCUUUGCAAGGGCUGAUUUCAAUAGGAUUCGAAACACUGCUCCCCCUACAAUUCGGUUUUACGAUAAUGAUAGAGAUGAGCCUGAAUUCUCUCAACACCAAAUUGAGUCACCACUAGUGACCGAACUCAUUUAUCCCUUGUCUGAAUUUGAAGCACCAAAACUGAAAGCUAUGUCUCUCAUUGGUCCAGAUUUUAUAAUGAAGCGGUAUUUACCCCUACUGGUAAGGGAUGUGAUGGCUGAUCUUCUGCUCAAAGGUGUUCAACCUUCUGCGGCUAGUUUUGCCCUUCAAGACGAUCUCCUUUCCAAAGCACCUGAAAACAUUACACCCGCAACAGAGGAAAUAAUGAAGUUCACUCAGCAUACAAAAUUUACUUUGGAGAGGGCAAUUGCUCCUCGAAUUGGACAGAUGUUGGAAUUUCUAACAAAAAAUAUCUGGUCUGCUUAUCCCAUUAAUGCUCUUCCGAACACCUCCUUCAAUUCUGUCUUCGAUGUACUUUGCCGUUUGGCACCUCUUUUGGCAGAUUACAUCCCCAUCAUGAAAAGAGAUAAGGAUGACUACUCCAUAAGUACCCAAAUCUCAAAUCUACUCACUUCAAUCCACAAAAGCACUAUACUAGGUCACACCAAUACUGAUUUGGAAAUAACUCAAGCUGACAGAAUGUUGGAGUUCCUAGAUGCAUUUCUGUUGCAUGAAAGUCAUCAAACACGGGAAUAUGGUCUGCAAAUGAUGGAAUUGCUUAGGAUUUAUUAUUUCACAUUCUGGAAGAGGAACGAUACAGCUAAUGUCUUAAGAUACCACCUAAGGCAAAGUCUUUGCAAUCUUCUCAAAGAUUCCUCCAUCGAUGUGGCCGAGGCUGCAUUCAUGAAACUCUCCUGGGCUCUGGAAUGUGAAAUAAUUGAGUACAAUGAAGAGUGGUUCAGUGAAUUGAAAGAACAAUCUCGAGAAAUCAAUCAGAGUGAAAUGGAGGAAGAUAGGGAAGCAAUGUUGAGGAGUCACCGUGCUGGUGUUUUAGGUCUCUGUUCAAUCAUUCGGGCUAAUCCAACCCAUGUCCCAGACUACCUUCCAGAUGUGAUUGUUGAAGUAGCGAAGCAUGCCACAGAUCCUCAUCCUAUUGGCCAAAUAGUCACCACAACCUUGAAUGAAUAUUAUCAUAAGGUCUUCACAGUUCUAACGUCUGAGAAUCGAGAAAAGUUCUCUUCUAAGCAAAUUAAGCUAGAAAUACUACCUGCUCUUGUAUCGGGACCUGCGUUACUAUAUGAAUUAGUUUCUUUUACUUUGCAUCUCUUUGAAGCCAACAACGAUGGGUAUGAUGCCUUGGAAAUCGCCUUCAAAGUUCUUCUUUUCAAAAAUCUCGAUAAGUGA